GAGCGCGCGGAGGCGCUGCCGGGAGGCCCUGAGCCAGGCGGCGGCCUCGCCGUGCGGGAGCGGAGCGGGCGGCGCCCCCGGCCGCGCUCGGCCCCGGCCACGCUGGCGCCCGGGGACCCUCCCGAAAUGCCGGUGCGGAGCGAGCGGUGCCGCGCGGGCGGGGCGGCGGGUUCGGCCUCCUCGGCGCCCUCCGGAGCGGCCGCCAGCAGCCUGGUGCCGCCGCCCCCCAUCAACACGGCGCAGCCCGGCGUGGCCACCUCGCUGCUCUACAGCGGCGCCAAGUUCCGCGGGCAGCAGCGCAGCAAAGGCAACGCCUACGAGGUGGAGGUCGUCAUGCAGCAUGUGGAUAUGGAAAACUCCUAUCUCUGUGGAUACUUGAAGAUUAAAGGCCUUACAGAGGAAUACCCAACCCUCACCACUUUCUUUGAAGGGGAAAUAAUCAGUAAAAAGCACCCUUUCUUAACGCGCAAAUGGGAUGCUGACGAAGAUGUGGAUCGUAAACACUGGGGGAAGUUCCAAGCUUUUUACCAGUAUGCAAAAACAUUUAACUCUGAUGAUUUUGAUUAUGAGGAUCUGAAAAAUGGGGACUAUGUCUUCAUGAGAUGGAAGGAACAGUUCCUAGUCCCAGAUCACACUAUCAAAGACAUCAGUGGUGCUUCCUUUGCUGGUUUCUAUUACAUCUGCUUCCAGAAGUCAGCAGCAUCUAUAGAGGGCUAUUACUACCAUAGGAGUUCAGAAUGGUAUCAGUCAUUGAAUUUAACUCACGUUCCUGAGCACAGCGCUCCUAUCUACGAAUUCCGGUGACAACCUGUCCAGAACUGAUACUGCACGGACGCAAAGUGGGCAGGAGAGCAUGGCCUGCCAGGAGAACUGUGUCCCCGUCACAGCAUGGGAAUGCACGCUUCUCUCCUGCCCCUCGGACUCGUGAGAGAGAGAGAGAGCCUGAACGUUAACCCACCCAGCCCAAGGAGCGUGGCUGCUGGAGCCACUCCUGUCGAGUGGCGAUUUGAUCUUUAAUCUGGUUUUGAGCUACCUUUAAAUGCACUUUCUUAUUGCACAGCUAGUUUCUCUAUCACUGAAAUUCUGCCCAGCUCUCCUCUGGAAGCUGUUUCUCAGUAGCUGGGAAUCAGUGGUUUAUCCUCUGAGUAAUAAGAAAAUAUAAGCUCAGCUCUUAUAUUUUCCUUGUUACAGUCUGAUAAUGGGUUGAAAUCGCCAGGAUUCAGGUUUGUUGCCCAUAUUACCAGCUCUGAUGCUCCCGUGUGUGAGGCUCUGCGUGGCGGAGCGCUGCUCGGCUGCAGGGGCUGUUUGAGGGGGUGUUGGCUGAGAUGGAUGAGGCUUGAACGAGUCUUUGCUUGGCACUGGCUAACAAGGUUUAGCCAGAGCUGCAGAGCUUGCAGGAACGCCAGCCCUUUGGAGCUGGGAACUGUUCCGAUGUCUGGAUACGCCACUGGGAAUUAAUUUGAUGUAUGGACUUCCAGGCUCUCAAGUAAAGUGGAUCUGAACUCUGCUUAUAGGUGUAUAUUUGCUCUUUACUUAAGGGUAAAAAAAGAAGGAAAAAAAAAAAAAAGAAAAAAAAAAAAGAAAAAAGAAAAAAAAAACUUUUAUUAAAAGUAUUUUUAUGGUUCCUUUUCCCAAGGACCCUAUGGCAAAUGCACAAGUACUCGAUUACAUUUUACCGUUUUCACAUUGAAAACCGGGAAUGUCCGCAUUAGUUUUUAUAUCUGUGUAUGUAAUCAGCUAAUCGCUUUGGGAAAGUAACGGGAGUGCGGGUGGUGAGCGGCAUUGCAGGGGCAGCUCUGCGACUGCUCAGCACUUGUACUCGCUCUUCAUGCUUCACCACCACCUCUGCUUCGUACCUUUUUACAAGGAAAAAAAAGAAAAGAAAACAAAACAACAAACACCCCCCCAGUAGCUCUCCUCUGACUUUGAAAUGUUUCAAGUGAUAUAACUUAAGGCUUGUGUGCCAAAGUGUGUGUGUGUAUGCGCGUGUGGGUUUGUUGUUUGUUUUUUUUUUUAAAGAUAUUUUAAAAGUUGGCCUUGGUUGUAUAUUUAAUGUGACAGUCCCACCUGUGGGGCUUUCGGGAGAGUUUAGUUUGUGGUUUUUUGGCUGUUUUAAAAGCAACCCCCUCCAAGCAGGCAUGUGUUGCGAUGUUGAGGACAGGUUUGAGCCUGGGAGAGGAAAGUGAAGCCUCCGCGUGUCUGGCGCCAAGGUGGUUCGGGUUUUCUUCUUUUUAACUCAAUUUCUUCCCUUCGGCAGCACGUCUGUCUGGUUUACUGCAGCAGCUGAAGCCUUAAUGAGAAUAUUCAGGUCUCAAUGAGCCCAUUUUCUAUAUUCCAAGUCGGGAUCUUGCGUGAUGGAGACGCGGCCGGGCUGGCCUGAGGAGAUGAUGCGGAAAGCACCCGCCUCACACGUGCCCUUCGCCGCGGAUCCUUCCUUUUCUCCAGCACAAACAGAGAGAGACCUGCUCACAGGAGAACGGGGGCAGAGCUGGCAGGACCCGCCCCGUGUCGGAGGAAGCCUGUGCCAUUGUCUUGGCCGUGAUUUGUAGAGGAGUGGGAGAGCAAUUAGAGGUGUGGGGGUAGAGGAGCUGCGAGCAGAGCAUUUGGAAACUGAAUUCCCAUUUUAUUCUUCUCGUCUUGGAGAAACUCGUCCCCUUUGGUGAUGGGGAGUGGGGCUUCCUCACGGCUGGUGCUGGGACUCAUCCUGGAUUUAGAGGUGAAAGUCGGUGGUGCUGCUCUGCUGUGACCACGCGUGGGGGUGAAGCACCUCCCAGGUGCUGUGUGGACUCGGGUGCCCCCCGCCGUCAGCUGUUCACAGCCCCCCACAGCCGUCUGGGUGCGAUUUCAGUGGCAAUGCCAGUUUGCUGCCCUCCCCAGGACUAGACACUUGAGUUUCUGACGUGGUUUAGUUGAAUUAACACUGUGGUUGUUGGUGGGCGCUGGGUUAGGAAGGGUCUUGGGGUGGUUUAAUACAUAGAACUACCCUCUGAAGUUUUUCUCUGAGAUGUGAUAUGUUGCGAGAAGGGUGAGGAAGGAGCGUCCUGCUCUCUGCCUGUCACCUUCCCACCAUCCUGAAGCCAAUUUCGGCUGAAAUCCAAAACCACCCCGUGGGACACAUGUGGUGGGUGCAGAGCAGGUCCUGAGCUGAGAGGUUUGCAGGGACUGUCGGUGUUGAGAUCUUCCUUUCUUUAAAGCCUUCGUUUUGGUUUUCUUUUUCUUUGACUCAUUUGAUAAGCUGAGGAGCCAUGUUAUGUAUGUCGUGGUGUGUUGAGAGAACAGGGCAGGAUUUGGGGUGCGGAGGUAAGAAAUGGGGGAUUUGGUCUUGGAAGAAGUUGCGAUGUCUCUUUUUAACCAUGGUGGCUGCACAGGGGCAGGGGGAGCCGGGGCCGAGGGGAUGUUUUGCCGAGUGAUCAACGUCCAAAUUAAAGAUGAAAUGUAUUUCA
Messenger RNA from Columba livia (rock pigeon), 3443 nucleotides. It is a transcript of the gene GID4, whose product is annotated as GID complex subunit 4 homolog. The record is from RefSeq and is a predicted model, not a curated record. The coding region runs from base 127 to 804 and encodes 225 amino acids. Gene Ontology annotation, biological process: protein catabolic process in the vacuole; protein targeting to vacuole; negative regulation of gluconeogenesis. NCBI's taxonomy places the organism in Eukaryota, Metazoa, Chordata, Aves, Columbiformes, Columbidae. The transcript has 6 exons. Gene Ontology annotation, cellular component: GID complex.